AUUCGACUCUGAAAUAGUUUGAGAGAGAAGGUUUAUUAAUGACGACAGAUAAGCACAGCAGCUGUUCAUGCAGUCUGAACACAGCACACGCCACGGACACGCUCCCAGUUUACAGGAGAACAGAAUAAUCCUUUAAUUGUCCCACAAGGGGAAAUUUGGUUGUGUCAGCAGCAAUAAAAACACACAUAUAUGCAAAAAGAACAGGACACAGAACAGAAAACACAAUUUUUACAUAUUUAAGAUGAGAAAAGCAAUGUGAGGUUAUAACAGUAGAAGCUGCUGCAGUGCUGAUGUAAACCUCUAUGAUUGUUGGGUGACUACACAGAGGAAGAGGGUCGUCCUGUCAUGAUGCUUCUGUGUUUCCUCUGAAGGAGGUGUCAAGGAGGCGCUGCAGUGUCCUCCCAGGAAGCUGUAACCUUUUCUGGGCUGCAGUUGUCUGUGCGGCUGCAGGGGGCGCUGUGGAGCAGCUGUCAGGCUGCAGAACCUCAGGGGAAGACGGACGGCUGCCUGCUCACGCUUUUUGUGCUUUUUUUCGCUGGUUUAACGGAUAAAAACGCCUCGGUCACCAUGGCAACAGGCCGGCUGGUGGAGGUGUACCUGGACCUUCUAUCGCAGCCCUGCCGGGCGGUGCACAUCCUGCUCACCUGCACCAAAAUCCCGCACAGAGUGCGCGCCGUGGCGCUGCGGAAAGGAGAACAUCGGACUCCGACCUUCACCAAGCUGAACCCCAUGCAGAAGGUUCCUGUCAUGGUGGACGAAGGCUUUGUCCUCACAGAGAG
Haplochromis burtoni (Burton's mouthbrooder) is the source of this 779-nucleotide messenger RNA. Its product is annotated as glutathione S-transferase theta-1. The record is from RefSeq and is a predicted model, not a curated record. Gene Ontology annotation, cellular component: cytoplasm. NCBI's taxonomy places the organism in Eukaryota, Metazoa, Chordata, Actinopteri, Cichliformes, Cichlidae. Gene Ontology annotation, molecular function: glutathione transferase activity. Gene Ontology annotation, biological process: glutathione metabolic process.